AUGCCAAAGGGUGACGGUGACUAUGAGUUUUCAGAGCAGGAGCAGGACGGCACGGAUGCGCUGAACGACGACACUUUUGGGGAUGCCUCGGCUAUCGGAGACGACUGGGAGCCUUCUCUGGCGCAGGAGGCCUUCCAGCGGGAGCUCGAACAAGCGCGGAACAGCCCGAUCCUGCUGCCAGCGAGAGGAGAAGGCCUCGGAAUUGCGCCUCCUCCCGGCUUGGCAUCGCCCACACGGCAGGCCCCGGCAGGAGGCAAGCAGCGUGGUGCAGUGGGAAAGGGAGGUCGAGAUCAUCCCUUCGAGCAGGAUUUCGGCUUCGCCCUUCAGGACCCUGAGAGGGUGCGAGCGGCAUUGGGCUCGCCGCCAGGCCCAGCGGCGUGGGCGGCGAAAGCCAUGCCGAAGCCCUUCCCUGGGCUUCCGCCAAGCCACCCUGGCCUUCCGGGACUCCCGGGCGGCUUUCCGUAUCCCGGCCUCCCUGGGCUGCGCCCGCAGCUGGGCCUCGGGAGUCCCGGCCUGGGGACUCGUCCGCCGAGCUAUGGACCCGGACUUCCAGACCCACGGGAGUUGGCGACCCUCGGCGCCUCCUUGGCGAACCCAAAGUUCCCAUAUCCGAUGACGGCGUUGCUGCAUGAGGCUCUGAUGAAAGACGCAGCGCAACAGCUCGGUAAAGCCCGGGCGGCUCAGGGCCUGCGGGGAGUGCAUCCAGCCGCAGCGCAAGCCACGCCACCGCGGCCAGCACAACCGAAGGUGAUGUCGGUCACUGAGCUAGAGGCUCAGAUGAUGUCUGCGGAGUCCCAGCGGCAGGGCCAGGUCCGUUCCCAGCAUCAUCGGGAGAGGCCGGUGAGGCCGCAAGCCAUGAGCUUGAGCACCACUCCGCCGAUGCCUGGUUUGGGGGCCACCCCGCAGAUGCCGCUGAUGUACAGCCGCUUGCGGCCGCAGCUGGCACCAGAGUCUCGAGAGGAGCCAUCACGGCCCCAACCUCCAGUCGCUGUGCCGGCUCCCCCUCCUGUGCCAGACGAGCUCGAGCCCUUGCACGAGGAGCCGGUAGAAGAGCCGGCCCUUCCUGCGGAACCGGUUGCAUCGAGAAUCUUCCCAUUUACUUGGCAGCACCGUGAUGCUAUCCUUGCGGGCCAUGCAGAGGAAGCUCAUGUGAAGCCGUUUCUGCAGCCUGCCGGGAGGCAGCACGUAGGCCUCAUGACAACCAGCGACAAGGAGCUGAUUGUUCGCAUUCAGCUGAAUCAGAUGGCCGCCAUUGGUGAGCAGACGGGUCAUAAGCUAUAUCAGCACAGAAAGCCACCGGAGCCUGUCCUAGACCAGGGGCUUUUGCAUGGACAUCCCGGUACCGAAGGGCCAGGUGGAGGGACAGGCGAUCCUAUGCAGCACGCCAGGUUGCUUGAAGCCUCCCAGCCGUCUGCGGGCGGCCCCGACAUGACUGCAGAUGAGGGAGCGUGA
Symbiodinium sp. CCMP2592 is the source of this 1452-nucleotide messenger RNA. NCBI's taxonomy places the organism in Eukaryota, Dinophyceae, Suessiales, Symbiodiniaceae. The record is from the annotation of a GenBank genome assembly.